Frieseomelitta varia is the source of this 2232-nucleotide messenger RNA. RefSeq names its product homeotic protein distal-less-like (gene Dll). The coding region runs from base 1309 to 2232 and encodes 307 amino acids. Gene Ontology annotation, biological process: regulation of transcription by RNA polymerase II. The record is from RefSeq and is a predicted model, not a curated record. Lineage: Eukaryota; Metazoa; Arthropoda; Insecta; Hymenoptera; Apidae. Gene Ontology annotation, molecular function: DNA-binding transcription factor activity, RNA polymerase II-specific; RNA polymerase II cis-regulatory region sequence-specific DNA binding. The transcript is spliced from 3 exons.
GGUCCGCGCCGCGCGGUGUGCACUGCAGUUACUGGGCCAGGCGCGCGUGUGUACUUUUCUCUCUUCGUCGUCUGUCGGUCGUCAUCGUCGUCUUCGUCUUCUUCUUCUUCUUCUUCCUUCCUUCGCUAGCCGGCUAGUCGUCGUAACCGUUUUCUCUCGUCGACAACCACCGUUGGCCGAGCCACGAUGCUCAUCGGUGUCGAAUAAUCACGGCAUACGCGCGUGUGGAAAAAGCACUUGCUGGGUGCCGCUGAACGAGAGCGAGCGUGCGCGCGCGCGCACGCCUCUGUGUCAUCGGCGAGACGUACAAUUAAAUCACGCAGUUCGCGCGAGUGUACUGCCGCACCAGGACCACAGCUCCGGUCGAGAGAUUACCGGGUCCCCGUCGGAGAAGCCGCAGCAAAUUUCUACAGCGUCGAUCCUCGGAUAUCCAAAGUGUUUUAGCUCCGAACACUCCGAGGGGACCGUCGUAUCCCGCGGAUUUCCGCUCGAUAUCGCGACGUAUCCCCGCGGUGGUGCACGACCAAGACGUGAUUAACAGUGACGAUUGUUCGAACGGCGUUGGAAGAGAGGUUGAAAGCGCGAAAGCGCGCUCCGUCGCGCAGUGUGAAGAACCAUCGGUCCAAUGGUCGAUUCAGCUGAUCGCGAAGAACGUUACGUUACGCUAGAUCGAGCUGACGCGUUCUACGGCUGUUGCGAAACUACCUGUGCAUGACUUUGGUGAAUCUUUGCGAAUCUAUCAGAUUGGAUAUUCAGUUUUGUGAAGGCUACGCGGGUGAAGUGCUUAGUGAUCUAACUGUAACCGAUCUGACUCAGACUACCCGACCAAGGAUUCGGCAACAGUGCAUCGAUGAAACACGGUGAGAGAAACAAUUGACCAGAGCCAGUCUACUAAUUCGUACUACAAUUUGUUCCAAAGUGACAGUGAAAAUCACCCGAAUCAACAACCGAUCGUUCCGAUAAAGAGAGGAAGAGAGAAAGAAAGAGAGUCAAAGAGAUCUAAAUGUCGCCUCUUCGUACGGAAUUACUAUCGUGCCCUUAGUCGGACCACUCAAUCCAGCAGUGACCAGUCGCGAUUCGUGAAACAGAGGCCCCAAGAUUCGGGCCCCGUACGGUGUUCGCGCGACGGCGGCGGCGACGACGUCGUCGGCGAGUUUGUCCGCGAGAACCGUAGGCUGUGGCGGCGGCAUCGACGUCGCGACUAAGGUGGAGCGUCCGGGCAGCACGACGACGCUCAACUUCACGGACCUGGGGAGCCCAUUCGGGGCGGGCGACCCCUGUCCGUCUAGUACCCCGACCCCGAACAGUAUGUCGGGAGGCGGUGGACCGUCCGGAGGCGGCGGUGGCGGCGGCGGCGGCGGUGGCGCGGGUGCCGCGGGCGCUGGUUCCGACAUGGAACAGCAUCUUCAUCACACGGGGCUGGGCUCGGUGACGCCUGGACCACCCGGUGGUAACGGCGGCGACAGCACCACCUCGAGCACGCCGGUCUCGCAAAGCGGCAAAUCGGCGUUCAUCGAGCUGCAGCACAACAACCUGUACAAUCCCGCCAGUCUCCGCGGUGGUUAUCCCGGAGGACACAAUGUGCCCGGUGCUCAUCAGUUCUCGCAUCAAGUCGGCGCGCUAAGUCACCAAACGUCCGGGCCGGGCAGCGGGAAUCAACAACACGCGGACGCGGGAUUCCCCAGUCCUAGGUCGGCGCUAGCCGGAUAUCCGUUCGCGCCCAUGCACCAGCACAACGCCUACGGAUAUCACCUGGGAUCGUACGCGCCCCAAUGCCCCUCGCCGCCCAAGGACGACCUCUCGCCAUUGGGUGACAAGGGUGGCAGCCUGGUGGACGAGUUGGGCGGCGGUGGCGGCGGUUCCUUGAGGAACGGCAAAGGCAAGAAGAUGAGGAAACCACGGACGAUCUACAGCAGCCUGCAGUUGCAACAGCUCAACAGGCGGUUCCAGAGAACGCAAUACCUCGCACUACCAGAAAGGGCGGAGCUCGCCGCCAGUCUCGGACUAACGCAAACACAGGUCAGUUUCCUCUUCAUUUCUUUUUUCCCCCCAAUUUUCCGUCGCACCCAAAGUUCUGUUCAGUUUUGCGACUCGCCGAUUGAACACACCGGCGCUCUAAUUAAGCCUCCGGCUACUUUCGAUCUGCAAAAGAAGCAAACACUGACAGGGAUUCAUCGAUGCUGGCAUAGAAACACCGUAGCCAGAUUACAGGUGAUGAGCCGACAAAGUUAG